AUGCCUUACAAUAUAAGUGUUAGGGUUUUCUUCUCCUUGUCUUCUUUUCACCAAAGCUUCCCUUCAAUGUCCAACACAGACCAAUCCGUCAGGGCCUGCGUACUAAAAGUCAAUGUUAAGUGUUGUUCCGGUUGCCAAAACAGAGCAAAAGCAAAGCUACAGAGUCUCCCCGGCGUCAGCGCAGCGGAGUAUAACGUACAAAAUGGGCUCAUGACAGUCACAGGCGACGUGGACCCUAUGACUCUCGUUCAUAAACUCGCGAGAUCGAGAAAAAAAACAGAGCUUGUCUCAGUCAGUUACAUGCCUGAUAAUGAUCUCACCAGUGAAGAUGAAGAUGAUGAUGAUGAUGAUGAUGAUGAGGACGAGGAAGACACUUCUUCUGAUGACACUAGUUCAAAUCAUGAUCCUAGACCCAUGCAACGUGCAUCCCAAGUAAGUAUGAGGCCCACUAUAAAUAAGAAGAAGGAAGGGAUGGUAAGAAAGUAUCUUCUGUUAGGUUGUUUACGCAGCAAACCAAAGGUUGUUCAGCCUUUUCCAUUGGCAAAGCGAAUGUUCGGGUCAACAAGGUUCGGGGAUGGCAAUGCUUUAGCUAAUGCUAGGCGACCUCCACCUCCGUUUCAUCCACAAUAUCAUCAGAUGAUGAUGAUGAUGAACCCACAGUUUCAGAUGAAUGGAGCACCACCAAUGCAUAUGAUCCAGCAGCAGUCAGGUCCACCACAAAAUACACCAUAUCAUUUGACACUGGAUCCAAAUUUCAAAGCUAUGUUCCCACAGAUACAGCCACCGAAACCUGAUCCGAAAAUGCUGGUCAACAGUGGUUUACAUUACUCCGGCAAGUGACUCCAACCGCUCUGAGUUAUAAGCCCACCUAGGCUGCUACUUGAUUGUGUCCUCCUUAAAACGUUAUUUAUUAUACUAAGCAAACGAAUCUUAUUUUUUUUAGUGGACUUGUGGGUUCCUUUUGCCGAUUGCAGGCACUGAACAUUU
Messenger RNA from Raphanus sativus (radish), 987 nucleotides. RefSeq lists its product as uncharacterized. The record is from RefSeq and is a predicted model, not a curated record. Gene Ontology annotation, molecular function: metal ion binding. Bases 1 to 840 code for a protein of 279 amino acids. NCBI's taxonomy places the organism in Eukaryota, Viridiplantae, Streptophyta, Magnoliopsida, Brassicales, Brassicaceae. The transcript is spliced from 3 exons.